GGCCGACAUCUCAUCUGAUAAGAUUGACUGGCCCUCCUUGUCUCUGCGGCGUUACAGGGCCAGCACAGUUAUCUGAUGGUCAGACUCGGGGUCGGAUUUAACCGCCAGCUUCUGCCGGACAAACAAACCCAGCCUCAAUCCUGUGACCGUCGUCCCUGCCACCCACCACUUAGUCGGUGACACACACGAGCGUUCAUACGCCAAAAGGGCCGUCUCUCUCAUAGACAGAGUGUGCCAUGCAGAGGUCUUGGGUUGCUCAUGGACGCCCCGUGUCGGCGUGUGAGCGGUGCCGCACCGCCAAGGUCGGCUGUGAUCGCGUUCGUCCGAGCUGCUCACGGUGCUCCCGAGCGGAGACGCUAUGCGAAUACAACGCUCCAUCAAGACAAAUCGCAAGGUAUCCUGUCCGUGGGCGACGAAACGAUGCGCAGCAAUGCGCACAGUCGACGUCCCAGCGGGAAGGCGAGUCGCCUCCCCAGACAUCCCGUAACAGCCUCACCCACACGUCCCCCGACCAUGGGCUCGACGACAUGUCCACGGCAGGCGGCCCCCGACAGGACGAUCCAGCUUCCAGCAGCGAUCAUCCUCCGCGGGCAAUGCUUUCACCAGAGGCACAGACCUGUCCAAUCAAGCUGAAGCGAGACAGGGCCGUGCUGUCCUGCGUCCGCUGCCGCAAGCACAAGGUCCGGUGCGACAGAAAGGUCCCCUGCGGGCGCUGCGUCAAGGCAAGGCGAGAGGCACAGUGCGUCUACACGGAGCCGGUUCACGCGCCUCCGACGCCCGUGGUGUGGGACGGCGGCGAUGCGCUCAACACCAUCGCGACGAGGUUCGUGGAUGCGACGUGGGACUCGCAGAACCGCAACGGCACGCACUGGAACAACCUGCUGCAAGAGCUCAAAGGCUACCUACCGAGGGAUCACGGCAGUCGAAGUGACUUCAACAUCCACCGUGAACAUGUCCCGCAGCCACUGGCCAUGUCCAUCAACUACCCUUUCAGCAACGACGCCAGCUCCGCGGACACGAUCCGUCGCAUUGUUGCUCAACUACCGCCCAGGCCGCUCCAGGAGAUAUUCAUAGCGCAGUACAUGGCCACCAUCGAAAAGGCGUACCACCUGCUCGACGAGCACACGUGGGGGGAGGAGCUGGAGCGGUUCUGGCUCGACGACCACAGCAUGCCCCCCGACUGGCUGGCGCAGCACCUCAUGAUACUAUCGCUCGGGUGCCAGGCGCGCAACUUUGUCGCCCAGGCCACUACCACCACCACCACCACCACCACCACCGGCGGGGGAGAAGAAGAAACGUAUCCCGGCAUGCCGACGCGGUUCAUGCACGGCGCGGAGCUGUGUCUCAAGAGGACGCCGUACAUGCUCAAGUCCACCCUCGCGAAUAUCCGCACCCUGUGCCUGGUGGUCAUCUCCAAGCAGAUAUACGCCAUGUCGUGCCACGAGUCGGACACGUGCUGGCCGCUCACCGGGCUGAUCAAGCGCCUGGGCAUGCGCAUCGGGCUACACGUGCCCGCGGAUAGAGAUGCGGUCCGUGAGAGGGGCGACGGCUCGGCGAGACGGAGGCUGUGGGCGGCCGUCGUGUUCCUCGACAUGAGGCAGUCGCUCGUCUGCGGCAUGCCCGUCCUGCUGCGGCCAGAGGACCUCGCGUGUUUCCGAACGGCGGCGGCCAGCAGGCGAAGCUCCCGCGCGUCGGACCAUGAUACAAGUCCCCAAGCAAGCAAAAACACAUCCGAGUCCUGGCUGGAAAGUACCCUGGCGUCGUCAGGCGACCUGCUCCUGCAGGCCCUCGACGUGGCCACCACCUCGACAGACGCAGACGGAGCCAUCACGUACGCACAGGUCACCGAGCUCGACGCCGCGCUGCGCCAGCAGCUCAAGCGCUCCGGCAUGGGUCUCGCGACAGAGAACCUCGGCACGGAGGAGUGCCCGGGCCCCGUCGGCGUCGUCAACCUCGAGGCCUGCACGGUACACCUCUUCUUCCGGCUUGUCCUCAUGGCGCUGCACUCGCGCUUCGCCCUGUCCCCCUCCGCGCCGCUCGACUACCCCAUCUCGUGCGUGUCGUCGCUCGAGAGCGCCCUGGCUAUCCUCUCGCACCAGCGCACGCUCUGCGAGGACGACAUCGGCUCGGGCCGCCGGCAGAACGCCUGGUUCGCGGGCUUGCUCAAGCACGAGUUCUUCACGGCGGCCAUGACGGUCUGCUCGCAGCUGGUGCGCAUGGGCAACGGCCCGGGGUCGGGGCUGGGCCAGCUGCCGCCCUGCAGCUGCGAGGGCCAGCCGCAGGAGAUCGUGCUGGAGGCGCUGCAGUCGUGCAGGGACGUCUGGAGCAGAGAAAAGGACGCGUCCGUUUGCAAUGCCAACGCCUUUGCGGUUGUGGACAACUUGGUGUGCAUGCUGCACGACUCGGGGGAAGCGGCGCGGCGCAUGCCAUGUCAGGGGUACUAACUCGUAUACGAAUAAGAGAUCACAGCUGUCCUAUUAAUGCAGAUGGAUGG
Messenger RNA from Purpureocillium takamizusanense, 2494 nucleotides. RefSeq lists its product as uncharacterized. Gene Ontology annotation, molecular function: zinc ion binding; DNA-binding transcription factor activity, RNA polymerase II-specific; DNA binding. Bases 237 to 2444 code for a protein of 735 amino acids. Gene Ontology annotation, biological process: regulation of DNA-templated transcription; DNA-templated transcription. The transcript has 2 exons. NCBI's taxonomy places the organism in Eukaryota, Fungi, Ascomycota, Sordariomycetes, Hypocreales, Ophiocordycipitaceae. The record is from RefSeq and is a predicted model, not a curated record.